Chelonoidis abingdonii (Abingdon island giant tortoise) is the source of this 1462-nucleotide messenger RNA. The record is from RefSeq and is a predicted model, not a curated record. NCBI's taxonomy places the organism in Eukaryota, Metazoa, Chordata, Testudines, Testudinidae.
AUAGUCUAGGCAUGCUUACGAAGGCCUAGGUUUAACAAUGCUUUAUUAGCAGAAGUGCUAGCAAAUUGUGCUAGUCUACAAUUAACCAGUGGGGAUGUCGAACUUCAACAGUAAGGUUGUUUAAAGAAACAAAUGGUUAUGUAUCCAUAUUUUCUUUUAGAUAGAAAAAUUUUUGCAAGGUGUCCUGAUAACCCUUCUCCCAAAUCUUCUGAUUUUCCUAAGAAUUGAGAUUCACGGUAGAGUUAUGGUAGUAUAGAUAUUACACAUGCAGUUUGGAAGGCUGUUUGAUUUUGAGAUUUUCACUUGUGUUUAUGUAAUUGUUCCAACUAAAAGUUUUGAAUUAGAAUGUUAUAAACAUGGAAAAUUGCUUCUUGAAAUAUUAAGUAUGGAAUAGAAUUCAAGCUUUUUAACAAUAAAUUAUACUUUUUCAGGGCACAGGUGCAGCAAGUUUUGAUGAAUUUGGAAAUUCAAAGUAUCAGAAUCGCAGGACUAUGAGCAGCUCUGAUCGAGCAAUGAUGAAUGCUUUUAGAGAAAUUACUAACAUGGCAGACAGAAUCAACCUUCCCAGAAAUAUAGUUGAUCGAACAAAUAACUUAUUCAAGCAAGUGUAUGAGCAGAAGAGCCUGAAGGGGAGAAGUAAUGAUGCCAUUGCUUCUGCUUGUCUCUAUAUAGCCUGUAGACAAGAGGGUGUUCCUAGAACAUUUAAAGAAAUAUGUGCAGUGUCCAGGAUUUCAAAAAAAGAAAUAGGUCGGUGUUUUAAGCUUAUUUUGAAGGCUCUGGAAACCAGUGUGGAUUUGAUCACAACUGGUGAUUUUAUGUCAAGAUUUUGUUCAAAUCUGGGUCUUCCUAAACAAGUACAGAUGGCAGCGACACACAUAGCACGUAAAGCUGUGGAGUUAGACUUGGUUCCUGGGAGGAGUCCGAUUUCUGUAGCAGCUGCAGCUAUUUAUAUGGCAUCACAAGCCUCAGCAGAGAAAAGGACUCAGAAAGAAAUAGGAGAUAUUGCUGGUGUUGCUGAUGUUACAAUCCGACAAUCUUAUAGACUUAUCUAUCCACGAGCUCCAGAUCUCUUCCCAGCAGACUUCAAAUUUGACACCCCUGUGGACAAACUACCGCAGCUGUGAAAUUGCUAAGGUUACAUUUAAUUUCUAAAGAACAUUUUGAUUUUUGCCUGUAAUAAAGGAUGUGUAUAUAAAAGUGUUGCUACUGAGCCUUUGUAUUGUGGAACUAGAGGAGGCUUUGAAAAUCAAACUGCUGGAACACAGCACACAUUCCAAGGGUAAACAAAAUAAUUGUGUGGCAUUUUGUAUGUAUAUAUUAGUGGAAGUAAAUAUUUAAUGACUGUUGGAACAAGUUAAAUUUCAUAUUAUACUUUAGAUUUCUUUUGUAGGGAAUCUAGUAAAAUGUAUUUUGGAAAACAAUUGAAAUUAUGUAAUUCCCAAAUAAACUUUUCCAAAACGUU